AUGAGAGAGCCGGCCCAACGGAAGAGGUGCCUGCUGGAACAGAGAGGAAGCCUGAGAAACAAACCGCUGUUGCCCGUGGAUCUCCACGAUAGAGAGAUAACCCAAACAGAUUGCACAACCGCCUCUGCUCCGGACAGCAUACGAGGAGUGGGAUAUGAGAUCCCGGUCGCUAGCGCAUACCGACGUCCUGACGCUGACCAUCCCUUGCCGCUACCUACACCGAUUGAUGAUCUGGUCAACAUAUGGUGGGUGCCAUUCGAAGCCGCGGCCGGUGGGUCCGACAUUAUCACCGCCGUCAAUGAGAUCGAGAGCAAGCUAGCAAUCGACGGCGUCGCCCGUCAAGCUUGCAGUGUGGCGGCAGAGCUACACGGGGCUCAAUACCCCCCUGUGAUGGUACCGGCUGAAAGCGAUCGCUACCGCGACGACGAGGCGGUGUGUGGCGGGUGGGUCCUUGACGGCGACCCCGAACCCAGGCUUUACCCUGACUCUAGAUUUCGGGCGUCGCGGGCACUGUCGGAGGAAGACACCACGCAUACGCGACGGCUGAUGGUUGGCUUUAACUUUGGCACUAUCAGUCCACUUGCCCGGCCAUUUUCCGGAGAGACGGGUACUAUUGCUGUCAAUUCUAACCUCGACAGGAUACACCGGGGCCGCCGCUGGACUCACAACAAGCCCGAUAAUCAUGCGCCCGCUAUGGUUCUCAAGACCAUGGAUUCGAUGUCCGGCGUUGCCACCUACAUGGGGCUGGUAAUAACUGAAGAUAUACAAAGCGGCUUUACAUCAGCCAGCGGCGCCAGGGCUUGGUUUCGUAUGCUAAGCAUGGCCAUCACACUACAGACCUCUUUACUGUUCGCUAGGUCUGAUCUUUCCCUUCGGGUCUGGGUAGGGUACGAGGGUGACGCACAAGACCUGGUCACUCGUAACACCUACACACAGCUCAUCAAGAUGGCGACCAACGGAUUGUGUGGCUACAUCGAUAUCGCCUCUAUGAUCGAGCCAUGGCACGCGUGGGACGAAGAGUGCACGGCGGAAUACUAUGGAUUAGACUUGACAACUGAUGCCAACUGGUUGUCGUACCAUCCGGUCCCUGCCUUGCUGACGACUCAGUGGUCCCGCAAGCUGGGACUGGAGGAGGGGGGAGGUCAGAAAGCCUGCGUAUUUCGUUACAUGGGCGAGCACAAGAAGGGCUAUUAG
Messenger RNA from Parnassius apollo (apollo), 1194 nucleotides. NCBI's taxonomy places the organism in Eukaryota, Metazoa, Arthropoda, Insecta, Lepidoptera, Papilionidae. The record is from the annotation of a GenBank genome assembly.